This is a messenger RNA of Guillardia theta CCMP2712, 918 nucleotides long. RefSeq lists its product as hypothetical. NCBI's taxonomy places the organism in Eukaryota, Cryptophyceae, Pyrenomonadales, Geminigeraceae. The transcript is spliced from 4 exons. Gene Ontology annotation, molecular function: Hsp70 protein binding; Hsp90 protein binding. The coding region runs from base 25 to 918 and encodes 297 amino acids. The record is from RefSeq and is a predicted model, not a curated record.
GCUCUUCUUCGCUUCCUUCUCGACAUGUCUUUCGCCAGGCCAAAAGCUUCUCGCCCUGUUUCCCCCUCCCUCAGCAUCCGCGGCUCCCCCGUCGUCUCCAGCAGGGAGAGGCCGCAGACAGCGAGCAAGGAGCAGCUCAACUCUCUUCCUACCGCCGACCUCAUCGAUCUCAAGAGAUCUAUCGAUGAGAGGCUCGCAGAGAGGAGGGAGUACCGAGGGACCAGAAGCGACGAACCGUGGGAUCGACAAGGUUCUCAAGUGACGAUCGAGUAUGGCUCGCGCCCUUCCUCUGCCUAUCAGCCACGAGCGUCUCCUGUCGUCUCGCGCGCUGGAUCGCGGCCAGCAACUCCCGAUCGCUUCGUGUCGCGUCCUUCCUCUGCCGGCAGUGCUCGGCCCAUCUCACCCUACGAGCAGAGGACGAAGAGGCCCAUGACUCCGACGCUCCGAUCCUCCGAGCGACUCGUGGCGGACUUGGACAGGAUGGAGCCGACGGGAAGGACAAGGAUGGAGCGAGGGAGAGGAGGAGGAGGAGGAGGAGGCGGGGGGUUCGAGGACGUGGAUAUCUUCAGCAACGAUAGGAAGCCGAUGACUACUUUGGGCACGAUGAUUCGUCCUCAUAGCGCCAGAGUCCCCACUGUGACGGGCAAGAUUGGAGCAGCGAGCUUCGGAAUCACUCCUGUCAAGAUCAUUCCCCGCCCUCCCAAGGCUGGAGCUUUCAAGCUGCUGCCUGUGUUCAACCUGCUCAAGUCGAAGAAUAAGAACUCUGGCGAUACCAUCGACUACUCGCAGAGGAAAAGAACCAACGUCGGGGAGCUGAUCAAUGAGACGCUGGAGAUGUUGGAGACGCACGGAGGACCGGACGCUUACAUCAACAUCAAGUACAUGAUCCCUACAUACGAGAGCUGCAUGGUGGUAUAG